CUUACACUUUUUUGCUUUUCUGCAUCAAUUGCUUAUCUUUUCGUCGCUUCAAUUUUUAUAUUAUAGCGGCUUAAUUCUAGAUAUAAAUUGAUUUUUAUAGAACAAUGUCGCCAUCCCAGACAGCAACAGUGGUCCCUGACCCGCCGUCCUUCUCGCAAGCGGCGCCACUCCCCAAGCUGACCUCCGAAUACAUGAACCAAAUGUACCCCGAAUACCUCGACCUCGUCCAAGCCCAAGUGUUUUUCCGUCACGGUGAACGCACGCCAGUUAAACAGCGCUUGUUAGAAACACCGUCGUGGCCAUUUUGCCAGAGAGCAAAUCACUUGCAUGCGGAGUUCAUGAAGGCUGUGGGCAAGUUUGUGCCCAGACAAGAGGCGAUGCCGGUGCCUGACCCCCAGAGAAAGGUGGGUGACGCGAGGUACACUGAGAAAACUGGGACGCUGAAGAGCGGCUUGGAGUACGAGCCCGCCAAGUGGUCGGUGCGGCUGGGCAAUUCGGGCUAUGAGAGUGCCCCCGACGCUGCGGCCGACGAUAGGCGCGAGACGUGGGAUCCAAAGGCCUGCGAGAUGGGCCAGCUGUCCGACAUCGGCCUGGACACUCUGUUCCGCACCGGGUCUUUCCUACGCUCACUGUACAUCGACAAGCUGCAACUCCUUCCGCCCGUCCCCGACACAACGUCGGGCCGCCUGAGCGACUGGCUGUAUAUCCGAACGACUGACUACUCCCGCGUCAUCCAAUCGACCCACGCGCUCCUCGUGGGCAUGUACCCAGGAUACCCGAAGGCAGCGUGGAACGGAAGCCGGACGUCCUUCAACGAGGCCUUUUUGCGCCUCUUCCCGAUCCACACGAGGAUGCACCGCUCCGAGACCAUGCAUGGGAACUUUGGAUGCUACAAUUUUAUCAGGCACUUUAUUGACAUUAGCGUGCACGACGCCGUGGAGCUCAAGUGGAUCCGCGACAUUUACCAGCAGACCAUUGCGCUGGAGAGCAUUGGAAAGAGGGCGGAGGAGAUGAUGGCCGUGCCGCAUUUCGGGUCCAACUUCCACCAGGUCUACGACGAGCUAGUCUCGCUGGUCGCCCACGGCGGAGAGCUGCCCGAGGACAUCAGCAUGGACCAUAUGGAGAGCCUCGGCGCGGCCGCUUACCACCAGUGGACUGGCCGCGCCCAUUACACGCAGGACCAGCGUCUGGGCUUUGGCCGUCUGGUCGACAACGUCGUACAGACCAUGGCGCAGGCUGCUGCACUCGACUCGCAGCAGCCCGGGAGUGAGCGGCCGCACAUUGGCUCGCAGCGUGAGGGCGACCUGCUGCUCUCUCCCGACGGUGUGCGCCCGCCAACCGAUGGCGAGAUCCCACGCGUGCCCAAGCUGGCGCUAUUCGGCGGCCACGAUGUCACAGUCGGUCCAAUGUCCGUCAUCAUGGGCGCAAACACCCGCCAGUGGCUGCCGUUUGCGUCGACGCUGACUUUUGAGCUAUUCAAGGACAAGGCCGAGCAAAGCAAGCAGCAGCGCGCCAAGCAGGCCGAUCUGCCACGACCCUCGAGUGUGCCAAGGGAUCUCGACACUGCCGGCCACUAUGUGCGCGUGCGGCUCAACGACCAAGUUCUGCAGGUGCCGACGUGCGAGAUGCCCGGCAAGCACCACCCGGCGAUGGGCAGCUCGAUGUGCACACUGGCCGCUUUCUUCGAGCACCUGGCGCCCGUGAUUGCCUCCGAGGCCGAGUUCAGGACCGAGUGCGGCACGAUGCCGCCGACGGAGAUGUGAGGACGAUGCUUUUUUGUUUUGACUUUCGACCUUCGACUUUGAUAAAGCAAUUUCAUUAUAUUGAACACUUAA
Messenger RNA from Kickxella alabastrina, 1835 nucleotides. Its product is annotated as histidine phosphatase superfamily. Gene Ontology annotation, molecular function: phosphatase activity. The coding region runs from base 105 to 1763 and encodes 552 amino acids. The transcript has 2 exons. The record is from RefSeq and is a predicted model, not a curated record. Gene Ontology annotation, biological process: dephosphorylation. NCBI's taxonomy places the organism in Eukaryota, Fungi, Kickxellomycota, Kickxellomycetes, Kickxellales, Kickxellaceae.